This is a messenger RNA of Lathyrus sativus (Indian pea), 1617 nucleotides long. The record is from the annotation of a GenBank genome assembly. NCBI's taxonomy places the organism in Eukaryota, Viridiplantae, Streptophyta, Magnoliopsida, Fabales, Fabaceae.
AUGGCUAGACUGUGGUAUAAACUGAUGAGAUUGCAAGCUCCCCUAAGUAGACUGAGAAAACAGUUUUCAAACCUCCAGCAGACCAUUGUCCAAGCAAGGAAUGAUUUAUUACAAACCCAGGAAAGUCUCAUAAUGGACAGAAUGAAUACUGAGUUCAUUGAGAAAGUUAAAACCUGUACUGAUGAAUUGACCCAUCUGCAAGAACUUCAGGACCAAAUGUUGAGACAGAGGACAAAGAUUAAUUGGCUUAGAGAAGGCGAUACGAAUUCAUCUUUCUUCUAUGCUUACCUCAAAUCUAGGACUACAACAACAAAUAUUAGCCAACUCUAUAAAGAUGAUGGUACCUGUAUUCACAACCAGGAAGACAUAGAAAAAGAGGUGUGUGAGUUUUAUGGAAAAUUGAUGGGCACAAGGGAACCUAGAAUAAAUAUGAUUGAUAUUGUCAUGAGGGAGGGGCCUCAACUGUCCAUGGAACAAAGAGCUGGUCUAAUUUCACCAGUGUCUGUUACUGAAAUCACUAAUGCCUUAAAAGGGAUAGGUGACCUUAAGAGCCCAGGUAUAGAUGGUUACGGAGGAAAAUUUUUCAAAGCCAGCUGGGAGAUUGUUGAUAAAGAUGUUAUUGAAGCUGUUACAGAAUUCUUUGAGCAGAAUGUGAUUUAUAAAGCUUUCAAUGAAACAAUUGCUACUCUUAUUCCUAAACAGCCGGAUGCCAAAACCUUGAAAGAUUACAGGCCAAUUGUUGGAUGCUCAACAAUCUACAAAAUCAUAUCCAAGAUCCUCACAACCAGACUUGGGAAGGUGUUGGGUAACAUCAUCAGUAAAGCGCAGGCAGCCUUUGUUCCAGGUCAGAAAAUCCAUUCUCACAUCCUACUAGCUAUGGAACUUUUAAAAGGUUAUAAUAGGAAUACUGGUACUCCUAGAUGCAUGGUACAAUUAGAUCUCCAAAAAGCUUAUGACAUGGUUGAUUGGGGUGCUCUUGAAAAUAUUCUUAGUGAAGUAGGAUUACCUAAGAAAUUUGUUGAUUGGAUUAUGACCACCGUGACUACAGUUUCUUAUAGAUUUAAUAUCAAUGGCAAGUAUACUGAUAAGAUCAAUGCUAGAAGAGGUAUUAGGCAAGGGGACCCCUUAUCCCCUUUCCUGUUUGUAAUAAUUAUGGAAUAUCUCAGCAGAUUACUUUUCAGAAUGCAAAAGAAUCCUGAUUUCAACCACCAUGUUAAAUGUGAAAGGCUGCAAAUCACCCACUUAACCUUUGCUGAUGACCUCUUGCUGUUCUCUAGAGGUGAUCAUAUGUCCAUGGAUAUUCUACAAUUAACUUUGAACAAGUUUCUGGAUUCUACAGGUUUGAAAAUAAACCCUUCUAAGAGUAGGGUGUAUUUUGGUAAUGUUUCCGAAAAUGUCAAAUGUGCCAUCCUCCAGCUAACCUCCUACAAAGAAGGGUCUUUCCCCUUUAGAUACCUUGGUAUUCAGGUGACUAGUAAGCGUCUUGCUGUUAUCCAUUACAUGCCGUUAUUGGACAGGUUAUUAAGUAGGAUAACUCACUGGAGUUCUAGAUUGCUGAGUUAUGCAGGUAGGCUGCAACUCAUCAAGAGUGUGCUCUAUGCCAUCACAACCUAUUGA